This is a messenger RNA of Owenia fusiformis, 2909 nucleotides long. The record is from the annotation of a GenBank genome assembly. Lineage: Eukaryota; Metazoa; Annelida; Polychaeta; Sabellida; Oweniidae.
GAUUAUUUAAACUGUUCUUUAUUCAUCUUUUAUAAAAUGACUGCUUGAAAAAUAUUGAAAGAGAGAAAGUGGCAAAAAAAAGAAUCAAUCAGAAUGAAACCUACUGAAAGGGCAGAUAUAUAUAAACAUAAAUAAUGUUUGGCAAAUGACCAUUAGAGACUUCCAGCGCAACAGGACACUGAAAAUUGAAAACUGCAAUAUCUACAAAUAAUUAUAAAGACAGCGAAAUUAAGAUGAGAUUUGAGAUUUUGGCAAUCAUUUUUCUUUGCCAAAUUACACAAGGGUGGUCUAUGUUUGGAUUUGGGAGUCUCGAAGCUAAGCCAGAAUGUGACCCUCUACAUACAUCCUGCCUGGGCAGGUGCGGGAAGCCUGCCUUGUUAGACAUCACAAAAUAUGUCUGCCAAUGUGAUGGUGAGUGUUUGUUGUUUAACGAUUGCUGCCAUGACUACAAUGAAACAUGUGGCCGCCAUGGUGAUAAUUCCACAUCAGAUGCUUUAACAAAGUUAAGCGUUCGACACGAAUGUAUUCCUUUGAAUUUAGCUGACUCUAUCUUUGUCAUAGCUGGAUGCACUGAGGAUUCACAGGAUGAUACGGACACUAUCAACUCAUGUCAUAAUCCAAAUGAGACUGACAUUCUAGACACAACGCCUGUGAAUGACCAAGCAACUGGUCUCACAUAUAGAAACAUUCAUUGUGCACGAUGUAACAAGGUAAAUGACUUCAAAUUCUGGAAGACGAAAGUGGCUUGCAGUGAGGACACUGAUUUCCAAAAGGACAACAUCUCAAUUGAGGUCAUGUCCAUCGGAUUGUUGGAGACGAUUAACUGCAGAAUAAACUAUACGUUGGAGACCCACAAAUCGAGACCAUGUUACAGAGUUGUCGAUCGCAACUAUAAAGAAAGAUGCAAAAGUAACGAUUCAAACAUCAUUGAGAAUAGGGUCUUAUGUGAAACAGAGGGAUAUUUACCUGUUUUCAAUUUUCCCGAACAGACAGUAUAUCCGAACAAGUACUGCGCAUUAUGUAAUCAGGACUAUGCGUAUGAAUGUGACCCAUAUACAUAUAUGGAGUUACUGGCAGGCUAUUCGUUCUUUUUCAAUGAGUUUCCUGGCCUUUCCUAUGACAUCCUGAUUGAAAUUCAAACUGACGAUACUUUAGCGAUCAAAGGGCAAAACAUCAAAGGUUCUCAAGUCCAGAGUGAUAGUCUGACAACCAUCUGUGACCGCAGGAAGUGUCGGAUCCAGAAAUGUCCCGAAUUCUUCACGUUAUAUGACGGUCUGUGUAAGUACACAGAAAAAAUUGCAAAUGUUAUUGUUAACAUUUCUUUCGAAGUAGAUGUUAACAGUUUAGAUGGUCUUUUUGAAAAAGUUCAAUCACUCGGUCACAGACAACCAAUUGAUACAAUGGCAGAUAUUGUACCAUUGUAUCAGAACAUUGAAAAUCAAUAUUAUAAUGAAGUCAGCAGAUACGAGUCAAACACCAUGUACAUAAGGUACGACUCCUUGUCUUCUUUUCUGAUCAAAAUAAAACAAACAAAAACUGAUUCCGAAAUCGAGGAAACGAUUAAGGAUUACAUGAUUCGUGGGAAAGCCUUUAUGGAACUCAUUACCAGUACAAAUGUGACUCUCACCUGGUUCUUUGCUAACACUGGGGAAAAUAUGAUCCCAAAAUUCUUCAGCGUGAAAUCUCAGGAAAAUGGAGGAAUGAAUGGUACAGAUGAAAGGAAUGCGAAUACAAUAUUAAGCCUUGAUGAUGAUACAGUCAAAGGGACAAAUGAGACGAGUGUGAGCAUAACGAAUACCCCAAAGAUGAAUACCACAAAGGCAUCAGGCACAAACAUUCAUUAUUUAAACCCUAUUUAUUCUGGGUUCAGUCUUUUCUGGUUGGCUGGGUGGACUAUAACACUAACAUUCAUGUACUUUUGAUUUCAUGUGCACUUUGCACAGUGGAAAUCAAGAAUGUCUGUUUACAAAAUUACUGAAUUUUGAUUUCUAAAAUCAAUUCAAAAAUUUUGAAGCAUUUGAAAGAAAGUUUUUUUUUACUUUCUAGGAAUAAAAUGUGAAAUAUAACAAAAAAAGAAGGAUAUACUAUAUACUAGUGUGUCCAAUAAAUAAGGUGAAAGAUAUUGUAACUUUCUUAAUAUUGCACCAGGCUUGAUGGGCCUUGAUGAAAUUUUCAGAGUUUGUAUCUUUCACCUUAUUUAUUGGACACCCUGUAGUAUAUGAUUUCAAAAACUGAUACUUGUGAAAGACUUGUAAACAGGAAGGAGAUUCUUUCCCGAGUGAAAUAUACUUUGAUUUGAAUUUUGGAAUUUGAAUUUUAUGGGUAAAAGACAAAGAUGCUGUUUUUAUAAUGUGAAAGACAAUUUGAGCAUGGCUUUUAUAAUGUGAAGAUGAUUUGAGCAAAAAUUAUUGAAAUUGAUAUUUUAUUGACAAAAUAUGUAUCAACUCUCUAAUGUUAUUAUAAACCAUACAAGAAUUAUAACAACAAUCGUAUGUCACCAUUCUGAAAUUGCUUAACAAGUUUAACAAUUCGUUUGAGACACCAAAAUGCCUAUACCGAAUCCCAGUAGUAUAAUAAAAAAACAUUGUAACUGUAGUUAUGUCAUUACUUCCUCUUAGUGAUAUAAGUAAUUCAAUAUUAAGACAAAUAAGCUCUCGACUUUAUCAGUGAUCUCCUGAACAUCAAAAACAGCAGAGUAAUGUACUUUUUUGCUGAAACCUGAAAGUUUGUUUGCAUCCAGCCAAGAGAAUGAAUAAAACAUUAAGAUAUUACAUUAUGAUAAAUAAAACAGAUGCAUUUUAGUUGAGAAAAACAUCAGGUCAUUACUGAAUAUGAAAAAUAAUUUACCAAUCAAUUAUCUAUUGUUUUAGCAUUCUUAUACAUGUACUAAACCUAUACAAAAUGUCACC